Messenger RNA from Homalodisca vitripennis (glassy-winged sharpshooter), 2322 nucleotides. RefSeq names its product mpv17-like protein. The transcript is spliced from 5 exons. Bases 16 to 750 code for a protein of 244 amino acids. Gene Ontology annotation, cellular component: cytoplasm; membrane. The record is from RefSeq and is a predicted model, not a curated record. Lineage: Eukaryota; Metazoa; Arthropoda; Insecta; Hemiptera; Cicadellidae.
UCGAUAGCGGUACUGAUGGGGAUCGUUCAUAAAUGCUUUAUCGACUGUGGUCUCGAUUACGCCAAUGUGCCGGAUACGUUACAUAACAGGUCCUCCAGCAGUGGAAGGGACUGUACUUUCUGGGCACUAUCAUUCAGUGGGAGGCCAGCCUUCGUCAGAUGCGGCGUUUAUUCGCAUGAGAUGGCUUCUCAACUUCGUAAUGUGUUCAAGAAGUACCCUGUUCUGUCCAACGCUCUUGUCUACGGAACCAUGGUCGUCGGAGCAGAGUUCUCGCAACAGACUCUUAAUAAGAGAUACUUUCAAAAGAAAGAUCCACCUGAACCUUACGAUACAGGAGUACUAGCUCGAUAUGCUGUAGUAGGAACUGUCAUAAAUCCAAAUUUACUCUAUUUCUGGUAUAAAUGGUUGGACCGUGCCUAUGUAGGCACUACCACUAGAAUUGUACUCAAGAAACUAGUUCUAGACCAGUUCUUAAUGACUCCACCUCUUCUAGUCACCUUUUAUAUAAGUAUGAGCAUUAUGGAGGGCAAGAAGGACAUAUUUGAGGAGUGUCGACAGAAGUUCAUUCCGACCUUCCAGAACAGUUGUUUAUUCUGGCUACCAGCGCAGUUGAUCAAUUUUCUCUUGGUGCCUCCAUUUGCUCGGGUUGUCUAUGUUGGAACCUGUUCCUUUAUCUGGAUCAAUGUCCUCUGCUGGAUCAAACGCAAGGACUACAUCUCGACAGAAGAUGAUCAGAAGCAACUGCUGUGAUCCUUGUUUAUUGGAGAAAAAUCAGAAUAGUCAAAUAAAAGUCAGUAUUCACUAUUAAAGCAAAGAUUUCAGCACUGAAAAUCAAGCUGAAAUAAAAGAAGAAAGGAAUGCUGAGAAAGUGAAGAGAGAAGAAAUUGUUAAGAUGUACAAAUGUUAACAAGUCGUACUAACAAAAAUGGUUCAUGAACUUUGUAAAUUUAUAAAAUGUAAUUUAUUGGAUGCCGUGAGGUGAGUGAAGAAACUAAAGAUAUAUGAACGAGGAAGAGCAAUGUGGUGUGAGGUUCCCUUACUUGACAUUCUGCAAGCUAAUUCUUAGCACUGCAAAAAACAUCAAGCUGAAGAGGACAAAUGUAAACCUAUAUUUAAUACGUACAAAUAAUUACAUGUGUUGGCAUCUGUGCUCACUUUACAACAUGUAAAAUAUUUUUAAUACUAUAUCUUCACGUUUUACAAAGCUCUACUAAAGAACUAGCAAACUCUACUUCAAUUAUUUGCAUAUUGAAAUUACUGGAAAAUUUCCUUAGUAAAUUUAUAUUUCUAAUCCAUUUCUAUUUAUAAUAACAUUAAAAUAAAGAAGUAGGAUUUGUAAUAAAAAUUACUCUUCUCUAUUUUUCUUACUUCAAAUUACUUUUUAAUCAAUAAUUUAUUAUUUACCAUGUUUGUAUUACAUAUUUAGAAACAAAACUCUGGUAUUUUUAUAGAUUGUGUUACAUGAUUAUGUAUUUAAAAAAUCAUUUACCUUUUUAAGCUAAGUUACCCAUAAUGUUCCUGUAAAGGCAUUGUACAUAUACCUUGAGUUAAACCUCAAUAACACCAUUGUUCAACUUCAAAAAACAAUUUUGUACACUUAGUUUUUUAUGUAGAGUUAUUUGUAAGUUAUGAUUAAUAUUUAUCCAAACACAUUUUUAGUGUGUCUUGCUAGUUUGUUUAGUCUUUAUUUUUCUUAGUACUAUUUAAUGAAAAAGUACAAAAUAUAAACUAAAUUUUUCCUAAGCAAUAAAAAUAUUCAGAAACCAAAAAGUGUAAAAUGGUUUGAACGGCUAAUAAUUAUAUAUUUAAAUUAAACAUUUUUCAAGACUCUAUAAUUAUAUUAAUUUUGUAGAGAUAUAGUCAAGAUGGCCUAUAAUACAGUUGGCUGUGUCUCUUUAACUUUCCUCCUUGUUCAUAAGUUAUUUGUGUCUAACUUGUCACAUUACAAAAUAGCUGUAUAAUUUUGCUUUCCAUAUUUACAUUUUUUACCCAGUUGGUGAUAUACAAAGCAAAGGAUUGCAAAUGCAAUUAUAUCUUAUUUUUUGGUUAUUUAAACUUGCAUUAGUUUUAUGAUAGUUGAAAAGAAGGACUUAUUAUCCAAUACAAUACAGUACAAUCUUUUUAUCUAGGCCUAUCUUUAUAGAUAAAUUGUUGUAAAGACGACAAUGUUGUGUAAUGAAUGUUCACAUGUACCAGUACAAUAAUUUAAAUCUAGCUAUUAUAAUAAAAAAAUAAAAUAAAAGACUAGUAAGGCUGUAUUCAUAAUUAAUAAAAAAUUGUUAAAAUUGUCUGAAGCUUAAAUAAAAUUCUAAGAAAAAACUU